AAGCGAAGGGUCUAUCCAAUGAAAGAAGAGGAAACAAGGACUGCGCGCAUGAGAGUAGAUUUAUACCAAAAAAAGGCUCUUAACCCCCCUUGCCCCCUUUCUUUCAUCUCCUCUCCAACAACAACCCCAAAUUGGAUCUCCAUAUAAACAGAAAGAGAGAAGCAGAGAUCAAUGGCGAGAGACAAGAUAAAGAUAAAGAAGAUAGACAAUGCCACAGCGAGGCAAGUGACGUUUUCUAAGCGCCGGAGAGGAUUGUUCAAGAAGGCUCAGGAGCUGGCAAUUUUGUGCGAUGUUGACGUUGGCCUCAUCGUCUUCUCCGCUUCAGGGAAGCUCUCUGACUACGCUAGCUCAAGCAUGUGUGAGAUCCUUCAUAAGCACAGUAUACAACCUGACAACUCUGUGAAACCAGAUGAACAAACUCUGGAUUUACUCAAAAACAACAGUGGCUAUGCAGCUUUGAUGAAAGAUUAUGCUGAUCAACUUCGCCAAUUGAGACAAAUGAGAGGGGAAGACCUCCAGGGAUUAACUUUGGAGGAGUUAGUGCAUCUUGAGAGAACAAUUGAUAUUGGAUUAGCUCGUGUGAUUGAAAGAAAGGGACAACAAAUAAUGGAAGAGUUAAAUAGCCUCCAACAAAAGGGAAUGCAAUUGCUGGAGGAAAAUAAGAGGCUGAAAGAAAAGAUGGAGGAGAUGUGCAUGGUUGAGAAGCAGGCUGUGAUUGAUCAUGACCCAAUGAAUGGUUUCCAUGAAGAUGUCCAAUGUUCCUCUGAAUCAGUUCCAGAACAUUGUGAUCAACCCUCUGAUACAUCACUUAAACUUGGGCUACCAAGCUCUGAUCACUGGGAGUGAAGAACAAACAGCAUGCAAUGCAUGGGUAUGUCCUUAAGUUCUUAACAGUGAUUAAUGAAAGCUUUGAGAUUUUUAAGUGGAGCAUGUAAUUUGUUGACUUUCCAGUUGUGCGAAUGCUCAGAUGGUCCUACAUUUUGGAAUAAAAAGUUUGUUUCAUGAGUUGAUGACAACCUGGGCAUCACUGUUGCCCAUGAAACAUGUCUGUCAUUGAAUCUCUCCUUUUUAAGUGGCAAUCUUGCUACCAUGAAAUUGAAUGGUUCUUGUUUUUGUUUAUUUAUUUCUGAAUAAAAUUGAAUUGAAAGA
Dioscorea cayenensis subsp. rotundata (Guinea yam) is the source of this 1149-nucleotide messenger RNA. RefSeq names its product MADS-box protein JOINTLESS-like. The transcript is spliced from 9 exons. Gene Ontology annotation, cellular component: nucleus. Gene Ontology annotation, molecular function: RNA polymerase II cis-regulatory region sequence-specific DNA binding; DNA-binding transcription factor activity, RNA polymerase II-specific; protein dimerization activity. The record is from RefSeq and is a predicted model, not a curated record. Bases 172 to 846 code for a protein of 224 amino acids. NCBI's taxonomy places the organism in Eukaryota, Viridiplantae, Streptophyta, Magnoliopsida, Dioscoreales, Dioscoreaceae. Gene Ontology annotation, biological process: positive regulation of transcription by RNA polymerase II.